Scophthalmus maximus (turbot) is the source of this 5013-nucleotide messenger RNA. RefSeq names its product activity-dependent neuroprotector homeobox b (gene adnpb). The transcript has 5 exons. NCBI's taxonomy places the organism in Eukaryota, Metazoa, Chordata, Actinopteri, Pleuronectiformes, Scophthalmidae. The record is from RefSeq and is a predicted model, not a curated record. Bases 694 to 3906 code for a protein of 1070 amino acids. Gene Ontology annotation, cellular component: nucleus. Gene Ontology annotation, molecular function: DNA binding. Gene Ontology annotation, biological process: regulation of gene expression.
GGUUUUUUUUUGAAGCAGGCAUUUUCUUAACUGGCCGAAUUGAUUGACAAACCAAUCAGGGUCGGGCUCGCGAGGACAUCACAAUGAGAUUAUUUAUGCUAAUCAAGUAGAUGUCACUUCCGCCCCUUUUAUUUGCGCCAUUUUGGAUAGGGCAGUUUCUAGGCUGGAUGUGUAUUGUCUGUCAGAGGAGAAUGAUCUAAGCGUUGUCAGCUGCCAGGGGCUCUCAGGCGCUCUUCGAGGUAUCCAUUUGAAAGACUGAGUCCGCCGGUUGUUGCUCCCAGCAGCAGGGACAUGUGUCCGCCCUCGCCGCUCCGUGGAAUGGAGGCUGUGGCUGUCCGAUGAGACUCGGACUCGGAGGCUUUCUGUGCCCGUUGGCCGACCGGAGGGAAGAGGAUAGCCCCCUGUCGGCGAGGGGACCGUGGGGCUUGGGGAGAGCACCGACGGAGCUAGUUAUCACCUGAGAGGAGACCGCCGGGAUAUCUGGAAAGAAGCGAAACUGUGUGUGUGUGCGCGCAUUGUCCCACUCAUCCCGGGGUGACACAUCUCGCUCGGGCGGGCGCACUGGACGUGAAAGCAGUCUUUGUCAGCGGCGGCAGCUCCCUGCCAACGCGAUCGAUCCGGAUACUGCCAGAUGUUGACACGAGACCAGAUGAACUGACACUGACGGCAGCGCGACGGUUCGAGGUGGGCAGCAUGUUCCAGCUCCCUGUUAAUAACUUGGGCAGUCUGCGCAAAGCCAGGAAAAAUGUCAAGAGGGUUCUGGGAGACAUCGGCCUGGAGUUCUGCAGGGAUCACCUAGAGGACUACAAAGACUUUACUCCUCCAGAGGUGUAUAUAAAGCACACUACCUGGGAAGAUGUGUGCAUGUGGGAACCAUCACAUACCAAAGUCCAGGACUACAGAUCAAAGCCCUUCUGCUGCUCCGGCUGCCUCUUUUCGUCCAAGUACUUCUCCGCAUACAAGAGCCACUUCCGCAAUGUCCACAGCGAGGACUUUGAGAACAACAUCCUGCUCAACUGCCCCUACUGCACUUACAAUGGAAACAAAAAGACUCUGGAAACGCACAUCAAACUUUUCCACAUGCCCAACAGCGCUGUGCGGCAUGGCUCCGGUGGAAUGGUGGCAGGAGCUGGCGGGAUCAUGAUGAAGGAGGGGCUGUUGAAGAGGAGUGGGGACAGCGUGGAGCAGGCUGUGUACUACUGCAAGAAAUGCACCUACAGGGACCCUUUGUACAAUGUGGUGCGAAAGCACAUCUACCGGGAACACUUCCAGCAAGUUGCCCAGCCGUAUAUUGCGAAACCGGGAGAGAAGACAAAUGCUCAGAAUGGCGGCACAGUGGGAGCCGCGGGGAAUACAGAAAGUAGCAACACAAACAAUGUUAACAGUAACCAGAUUCACUGCAAGAAGUGUUUGUUUGUUCCGAGGACGUACGAGGCCCUCGUUCAGCAUGUCAUCGAGGACCACGAGAGGAUUGGCUACCAGGUGACUGCUAUGAUCGGGCACACCAGUGUGAUAGUCCCCCGUCCCAAACCCAUCAUCAUGAACCCUCCGAAAACCCAAGGAGACAAGACCAUCAUCGGGAUGGGCCCUAAAGGUGCAGUAAUGGCCACUACCAGGUCUCCCGGCUCGCAGCAGCUUGGUCGGGUUGUUAUCGCAUCGAAGUCGGGCUUCAACUCUCAGAGUCUCCUAGCCGGGUUGAAGCAUGACGCAGUAGGAUUAAAGGCCCAGCAGUUCUCGGUCGGCGGUCAUCAGGUGAGGGUUAGCUUACCGGGCAAUGCUCAGGUUUCCGUGCCCCAGCAGUCACAUGCAGCCAAGCAGCUUAUUUCCAGCGGAAGCCUGCGGAGUCCAGUUGUGGUCAGCGCCUCUUCCUCACUCAAAUCCAACCCCCUGGGUUCACGUGUGCAAGCAGCAGCCACGACUGUAGCGUCUCUCACAGGCAAGAAAGGGUCCUCAGUCCUCGGCACGUCCUACACACAGAAGUGGAAGAUCUGCACCAUCUGCAAUGAGCUCUUCCCAGAGAACGUGUACAGUGCUCAUUUUGAAAAGGAGCACAAAGCAGAGAAGGUGCCUGCCGUUGCCAACUACAUCAUGAAGAUCCACAACUUCACCAGCAAGUGUCUCUACUGCAACCGCUAUCUCCCCAGUGACACUCUGUUAAAUCACAUGCUGAUCCAUGGCCUGUCCUGCCCGCACUGCCGUGCCACCUUCAACGAUGUGGAGAAGAUGGUGGCCCACAUGCGGCUGUCGCACCCAGAUGAGAGUGUUGGCCCGCGCACAGACUCCCCCUUGACAUUUGAUCUCACUCUGCAGCAGGGCAAUCCCAAGAAUGUGCAGUUGAUUGUCACUACCUACAACAUGAGAGACGCUCCAGAGGAGUCGGUGGCGUUUCAUUCUCAGAACAACAACAGCUCUGUGUCAUCGGCCUUGUCCGCCUCGCUACUAUCAAGCAAGAGGUUAAUGCCCCAGCACCCGCCCAAAACACCUUCCGUGGCUGCUGACGGUGUGCCAACCAAGAGUGCCCCACAGGCAUCUGUGCCCUACAAAAGGGACGUGGGCAAGACACUAUGUCCUCUUUGCUUUUCUAUCCUCAAGGGCCCAAUCUCCGACGCACUGGCCCACCACCUGCGAGAGAGGCACCAGGUGAUUCAGACAGUCCAUCCUGUAGAAAAGAAACUCACCUACAAGUGUAUUCACUGCUUAGGGGUUUAUACUAGCAACAUGACUGCCUCGACCAUCACUCUACACUUAGUGCAUUGUCGAGGCGUUGGGAAAUCCCAGAAUGGGCAGGACAGCCGGGUCGCUCAAUCCUCUCGGGUCAGCCAGGCCCAGAGCAGCGCUCUCAAACGGGCCAACUUUGAUGGUUCGGACACUAGUGCACCAAAACGAAGGAGGCCGGGACCCCCUGGGCAAAGGGCGCACCCGCGGGAUAGCAAUGGUCCGUCUACUUUUGUCGAAAAUCCCGAUGAACCUGUAGUCCUGGCUCUUAACCCCAAAGGACACGAAAACGAUUCGUACGAGUCCAGAAAGGCCUUUCUAACUCAGUAUUUCAAUCUAGCGCCGUAUCCCACGCAGCGGGAGGUGGAGAAGCUGGCGGCCAGUCUGUGGCUAUGGAAGUCAGACAUCUCCAGCCACUUUGUCAAUAGGAGGAGGAAGUGCACAUAUGAUUGCGAAACCCAAAAUGCCAACGUGUUGCUCGGCUUCAGCAUGCACGAGGUCAGCAAAGUGAGUCACGAGCUAGCUUUCGUCCAUGAUGGUGCGUACGAGGUCAGACAUAGCAAGAGGCGGACAAGCAGGACACGUAUGGGCGUGUCAGAACAGGCGUUGCGGAAACACCGGGAGCUUGUAGCUGCUAAUGGAGGCGUGGCUCCUUCGCCAAGGGGAAAGCGAACUGGGACUGUGGAAGGUUCUAGAGCAAUGCUGACUGCCCCUAAACCCAACAGUGCCAGCACAGACCAAACCAAGACAAUCAACAGCACCUCAGCACAAAAAAAGGCCCUUGGCCUUUCUGAGCCCAUCGCUAUUGACUCUGACAGUGAUGAGGAAGAGCGGCAGAAAUAUAACAAGGAGCGAGAGGGAGAGGUACAUUGCCAUGGUAACAAACCGCUUCUUGGAGCCAAGGAGCAAGUGGAGCAGAGGACAGGGGCCAAGAUUGUUUCGGAUCUAGAUGACAUGUCAGACGAGGACGAUGAUGAGGAUGACGAGGACGACGAUGAUGAUGAGGAGGAGGAUGAUGACGACGGCGAGUACGAAGGGCCACAUGUAGAGAAUGGCUUCAGGCCCACAGAGGGCCCUGGAAGACAGGCUGCUAAAGAAAGAGACCCUCUGCCCAUCAUUAUUCCCAAGUUUGUACCAUCGUCUGCCAGAAGCAGGAGAGACGGGGCCCAGCUGGGCAAACAGCAGGUCUGACAAAAAUCCAAAACCACCCGCACAGUCGGAGAGACACUUUAGAUUUGAUCCACGCCAAACAAAUCUGCCUCGCCUCAACUGAGGGACACCGAUUUGUGAGAUUGGGCGUCCGCGAAGGAGGGGAGAGAUGCGGAGAGAAGUCUCCUGAAAUGAAAAACUCAAAACAAGCCAUCCAAUGACAUUUAAAAGCAGGACUCCACGAGCAGCUAGGUCUGAUGUAAAGAGUUGUGUUAAAUGUUUUAAUGUGUUCUCCCCUUCGUGUGGGACGGGAGAUGCAAAGAAGACCGUUAAGUUACACCAAACGAAUAUUUAAAAAAAAGUUUUGGGCCUUCUAUAUACUUUAUUACAUUGAGACAAGGAGUUAUUCAUGUUGAUGUAGCCUCCGAACGUGUGUGCGCGUGGCUGAAAACAUUGAGUCGUUGUGAGGUAAAGCUUUCAGGCUGGCCAGAUAAUCCAUUGUUUUUCACGUAGUUAUACCAAGAUAGGUAGUGUAAAUUUGUACAGUCUUUUAGACAUGUUUGGACAGAUGUUGCUGUACAUGUUCCCUUCAAUAUUUGCUAUUACCUGUGUGUAAGGUAACCUCAUAUGUUCUAUAUUGAUAUGCUUAAUAAUAGGUGUUGCUUUGGUGGCCGGUAUUUUCAUGUAUGUUUAAGUUUAUUUUUUAACAAAACCUAGGGUUGUUGGUUUUUUUUGCAAAAUAAUAUAUCUAUAAAUGAAGACAGAAUCGAUUAGUUUUUGCCUUUUUAAUCUGAUCAUAAUUUUAUUUUUUUAAUUAUACCUUCUUUUUGUUAUGAGUUCUGAUCUGAAAGAAUAGUGGCACUCAGCUGUUAUCUCAAGGUAUAAAGGAGCAUUUCAUCAACUUUUUGCAGCCUUGUUAUCAUGAGCCCCGACUGUUGUGUUCCUUUUUUAAACUUUGUUCCUUUUGCCCAUGAGAGUGGACGAUAAGCACCACACUGGCAUCCAUAAAAGUGAAAGCAAUUUUCCCCCCGAAAAACAGUUGUGUUUAGUAUGUGUUUUUUGAAUUGUGUGUAUUUGUUUUUACGUUUUCAUUUUUUUCACUUAAGCAUUUAUGAACAAUAAAGUGCUGUAAUUGUGCUUCUCACACAA